This is a messenger RNA of Bursaphelenchus xylophilus (pine wood nematode), 7444 nucleotides long. The record is from the annotation of a GenBank genome assembly. NCBI's taxonomy places the organism in Eukaryota, Metazoa, Nematoda, Chromadorea, Rhabditida, Aphelenchoididae.
AUGGGCGAACUGGAAAGCGACCCGGCGUGGCAGUACCUUCGGCUCAGCGAAGAUCAGCGGUUGGCAAACUCGACGAAAAAGUUCGAUUCCAAAAAGAACUGCUGGGUUCCCGACUCGACAGAGGGGUUUCUUGAAGCCGAGAUAAAGUCGACGAAAGGCGACCAGGUCACGGUAGUUACCAGUAAAGGCGAAGUAAGUCAGCGUAUACAGAGGUCAAUAGUUUUUUGGGAUUUCGCAUGAAUUUUAUUCAUUACAGAAGACACUAAAGAAAGAUGAGAUUCAACAAAUGAAUCCACCGAAAUAUGAUAGAUGCGAAGAUAUGGCAAACUUGACAUUUUUAAAUGACGCGUCUGUGCUGCAUAACCUGCGGGCACGAUACAGUUCUAUGAUGAUCUACGUAGGUUGGGGAAAUAGUAGGAAUGGGCUUUGCAAGGCUUCAGAAAGUGUAUCAGAGUAUCUUUCCAGACGUACUCCGGCCUUUUUUGCGUCGUCAUAAAUCCGUAUAAACGGCUACCGAUCUAUUCAGAAAGUGUUUGCAAAAUGUUUAUGGGACGACGGAGGAACGAAAUGCCACCUCAUUUGUUCGCCGUGUGCGACGAAGCUUACAGAAACAUGGUUAACGGUAAGGCGCAUUCUCUCAUUUCCAGACAUCCAAUUAAGAACACGAGAACCAGUCAAUGUUGAUUACUGGUGAAUCUGGAGCCGGAAAAACUGAAAACACCAAGAAAGUUAUUUCGUACUUUGCCGUCGUCGGAGGGUCAUCUAACAAAGCGUGAGUUUUAUAUCAGAAAAGUAGUAACUGAAGAGCACUUUUUUCAGAAAAAAGUCGGAUAAAUCAGAAGCGUCAUUGGAAGAUCAAAUUGUCCGAACCAACCCCGUGCUGGAAGCCUAUGGUAACGACAAAGCGCUAUUUCUUGCUAUAUGCUUUUUCGUAAUAUAUUUCUGUAAUGCGGAGCAGCUGAAUGUCUUGCUUAACUCUGUCUUUGUAGCUCAUCAAAAAAAUGCUUUUGUUUUACACUUUUUUCGCUUAGACGUCGCAUCAUGUUGCAUCAAUGAACUAUUUAUAGGAAAUGCAAAAACUGUCCGCAACAACAAUUCUUCUCGUUUCGGAAAGUUCAUUCGUAUUCAUUUCAACAAUGCCGGAAAACUGGCCGGUGGGGAUAUUGAGCAUUGUGAGUUAAUGAGCAUCAACCAAAGCGCAUGCAGAUAAUCAAAACGAUUAUACAUUUUUUAGACCUCUUGGAGAAGUCGCGUGUGAUCAAACAAGCUCCUGGUGAAAGAAACUACCACAUCUUUUAUCAAAUCAUGUCUGGUGCCAUCCCCGGCUUAAAAGGUGUGUGAGGGUAACUUUACAGUAGACCGUUAUUGUAGAAAAGUUGUUCUUGACAAAGGGAGUUCGCGAAUACUCGUUUAUCGCUCAAGCCGAGGUUACCAUUGAUGGUGUGAACGAUCAAGAGGAGAUGAUUCUCACUGAUGUAUGUCACAUUGACUUUAUUUCAAACGAGAAACAUUUUUAUAAAAUUAAAGGGAAACCAAUUUUAGGAAUCGUUUGAUAUCCUGCGUUUUACCGCCGAGGAAAAGUUUGAUCUGUGGUGUGUCACCGCUGCCAUCGUGCAUAUGGGCGAGAUGAAGUUCAAACAACGACCACGCGAAGAGAACGCUGAGGUUGAGGACGCAGCUGCCGCUGAAUUAACUGCCAAGCUUUUCAAAGUUGACACGCAAAAGUUGCUCACGGCCUUUAUAAAGCCUCGUGUUAAAGUUGGGACUGAGUGGGUGAACAAAGGUCAAAACCUGGAACAGGUCACUUGGUCGGUUGGAGCUCUAGCCAAGGCUUUGUUUGCUCGCAUCUUCAGCUGGCUCAUCAAGAAAUGCAACUUGACAUUAGACGCAAAAGAUCUCAGCAGGGACUCCUUCAUUGGUGUGCUGGACAUUGCUGGAUUUGAGAUUUUCGACGUAGGUUACGGGACAUUUCUAGGUGUUGCUGCUGGCCUACAUGUGCAAUUCAAAUCUGUUUUAGCUCAAUAGUUUCGAACAGCUUUGGAUCAACUUUGUCAACGAGAGGCUACAGCAAUUCUUUAAUCACCAUAUGUUUGUGCUUGAACAGGAAGAGUAUAAAAGGGAAGGAAUUCAAUGGGAAUUCAUAGAUUUUGGGCUGGAUUUGGAAGCGUGCAUUGAACUGAUAGAGAAGGUAAAUUAUCACCAGCUACAACAAAUCGAAGCGCAAUAACGCCUUUUUAUGACAAUUUUUCAGCCGCUUGGAAUUAUCUCUAUGUUGGAUGAGGAGUGCAUCGUUCCAAAGGCCUCAGAUACGACGUUAGCCUCCAAGCUGAACGACCAACAUUUGGGCAAGCACCCGAACUUCCAAAAACCCAAGCCUCCAAAGGGAAAACAAGCGGAUGCUCACUUCGCCCUGGUCCAUUAUGCAGGUACCGUGCGGUACAAUGUGAAAGGCUGGCUAGAAAAGAACAAAGACCCGCUAAACGACACGGUAGUAAGCGUUCUAAAAGGAAAUGACAAAAUGGCUUUGCUAUCUGAUCUAUGGUCCGAUUAUACAACUCAAGAAGACCAGGUGGCUAAUGAUGCCCGAGGUAACGGAAAACUGAGAUAUUUUAAAGCCGUCUUUAGGCAAAAAAGCACCCGGUAAAAAGAAGGGAAAGUCGGCAUCCUUUGCCACCGUGUCGAUGCUAUACCGAGAAUCGCUGAAUAAGCUAAUGAAUAUGCUUCAUCAAACCCACCCGCACUUUAUUCGUUGCAUUAUUCCAAACGAACAGAAGAAAGCCGGCCUUAUUGAAGCCAAUCUUGUACUGAACCAAUUAACUUGUAAUGGUGUGCUUGAGGGUAUCCGAAUUUGCCGCAAAGGUUUUCCCAACCGAAUCACAUAUCCCGACUUUAAGCAGCGGUAGGCUUUCCAAAGUUAGGUUUUCAUUUUAAAAACAGAUACGCGAUCCUAGCGGCAGAUGAGGCUGCCCAAUCAGAUCCGAAAAAGGCCGGGUUAGGAAUGACAAAAAAAAUCGAGAAGAAUGGAGACUUGAAGCCGGAUGAGUACCAAUGUGGUGACACAAAGGUUUUCUUCCGCGCCGGAGUUCUUGCACGAAUGGAGGAAUUACGAGACGAAGCCUUGAGCAAAAUGAUCUCAAAGUUCCAAGUCCAAUGCAGGUAUUAUUUGGCCCAGAACGAGUAUCAAAGACGACUCCAUGCGACGUAAGUAAUGUUAAUCAUUGGCACAAAAUCUUAAUUAAACAAACUUUGCCUAUGCUAGACAUUUUUUCUUUCAGUGCUGGCAUCAAGCUCAUCCAGAGAAAUAUUCGGCGUUGGUGUACAUUACGAACUUGGCCCUGGUUCAAAUGCUACUCCCAAGUGAAACCACUGAUAGCAGGAAGCAAGCAAGUAAGGAUUUACAAAUGGUAUUGCCGUUAACGAAGGCAAUACGUCUUAAUUAUCAACCCGGAUGGAGUGGAUAGUGUUGAUUUUUGUGUAGGAGGGUAAUCCAGUGAAAUUCAAUACUCUUUUUCUGGGAUGUACUCCAAGACAGAUUAUUAUCCACUUACCGCUAGAACAAUAACUUCGGGGCAAAUACAAGACAUUGACGAUUGUCUUGUUUGAAAUAUUAGUUUUGCUUCCUAUAAUUUACUAGGUUAUACUUACUGUUUUGCUAUGAAUGAGCUUCCAUUUUUGCACUAAAGUUUUAAAAUUUUAGGGAGAAAAAAUGGAGGAGCUGGAGCAACGCUUCAAGGAGUUGGAAGAAAAUUUUGCCAAGGAAGAAAAGGCCAGGAAGGAACUGGAGGCUGUGAAUCAAAAGCUAGCGGCGGAGAAGCAGGCGCUAUCUCUCCAAGUUGAGAGGGAGCGGGAAAACACCAGCGAAUCUGAUGAGAGAUCUGGCAAAAUUUUGGCACAGAAGGCUGACGUGGAACGCCAGGUAGAAUUAUAAAGUGACGUUUAGACGAGAAAAAAUUUUUUUAGCUUAAAGACAUCCACGAACAGUUAGCCGACCAAGAAGACCGAAAUCUUGAGCUGCAGAAGCACCGCAAAAAGCUCGAAGCGGACUGCGACCGUCUGAAGAAUUCGGUAAAGGAUAUGGAAAUUGCUCUCAAGAAGCAGGAAAACGAGAAACAAAGCAAAGAGCACCAAAUUCGGACUUUACAAGAAGAGAUUCAAUCUCAAGAUGACGCUAUAGCUAAAGCGAACAAAGAAAGGAAGCAUCAAGAAGAGUUAAAUCGAAAGUUACUGGACGACAUUCAGGCGGAGAAGGAAAAGCAGAACCAGCUUAGCAAGUCGAAGGCAAAGCUGGAACAGGCUUUAGACCAGGCUGAAGAUAACUUGGAGAGAGAGAAACGCAUGAAGGCUGACAUGGAAAAACAGAAACGCAAGGUUGAAGGGGAGCUAAAAGUUGCCCAAGAAAACCUUGAGGAAAUCGCUCGAGCCAGGAUGGAUCUAGAGAACAAAUUGAAACAGUGGGUGAAUUAACGAGUUUAAAGUUAAAAUUCGCUCUUACAGAAAAGAGACCGACCUUAUCUCCUACAUCCAACGUUACGAAGACGAACAAGCAUUGGUAGCCAAACUCCAACGCCAAGUUAAAGAACUUCAAGCUCGCAUAGUUGAACUCGAAGAGGAACUGGAAGCAGAACGUCAGUCUCGUAUUAAAGCUGAAAAAUCAAGGUACGAAAUGCAGCAAGAGCUGGAGGAGCUCGCCGAUCGGCUUGACGAAGCCGGCGGAGCAACCCAAGCGCAAAUGGAAAUGAACAAGAAACGAGAAGCGGAGAUGAUGAAGCUUCGCAGAGACUUAGAGGAAGCUAACAUGCAGCAUGAGACUCAACUUGCAGCCAUGAGAAAGAAACAAGGAGAUGCGGUAGCUGAGCUCACAGAUCAGUUGGACACACUGCAAAAACUGCGGCUGAAGUAGGGUAGAUAAGAGAAACGAACCUUCUUUUAUUUCAGGAUGGAAAAGGAAAAGAUCGCUGCGCAAAAGGAAGCAGAAGAAGCUCAACAAGGUCUAGAACGUGAGGAGAGACAAAAGUCUGAUCUGGACCGUCUUGCAAAGCGCCUUGAAGUUCAACUAACAGAGCUACAACUUAAAAAUGACGAACAACUUCGCCAGCUUAACGAACUGAAUACGUAUAAGCUCCGAAGUAGCGCCGAGAUUGGAGAACUAAACAGGUAUGGCAUUCAUUUGCAUCCUUUGUACGUCUUGCUGCAGGCAGUUAGAGGACGCGGAAAACCAAAUAAUGGCGGUUGGUCGGCUGAAAAGUCAGCUCAACAAUCAAGUCGAAGACUUGAGGAAACAGCUUGAGCAAGAAGCGAGAGAGAAGCAGUCAUUAGUGAACCAGGUGAGCAACGACAGACGGCAAUAAACUAAAAUUUAAGCUUUCCAACUAUCAAGCGGAAUGUCAACAACUUCGUGAUGCUCUUGAUGAAGAGCAAGAUUCUAAAUCCGAUUUGCAAAGACAAAUCAGCAAAGCCAACGCCGAAGCGGCACAAUGGCGUGCCAAAUAUGAAGGCGAGGGAAUGUCGAGAAGUGAGGAGAUCGAAGAAGCAAAGCGAAAAAUGAAUCAGAAACUUAUGGAGAUUCAGGAAGAGCUUGAGCAAGCAAACCAGCGAAUUGGGUCGAGCGAGAAGGUCCGUAAUCGGCUUCAGCAAGAGCUUGAAGAUGCCCAACUCGAUGCUGAAAGGGCAAACACAUUAGCCACUGCGCUGGAAAAGAAACAAAAAGGCUUUGACAAAGUAAUAGAUGAAUGGAGAGCAAAAUGUGACUCAUUGUCAACUGAGCUUGAAGCCGCUCAGCGCGACCAACGGUCGGCACAAACCGAAUCGUUCAGACUAAGAACAGCGCUCGAUGAGACGAAUGAGCAAAUCGAAGCGGUGAGGAGAGAAAAUAAGAACUUGGCUCAAGAGAUCAAGGACAUUACCGAUCAAUUGGGCGAAGGAGGCCGCAGCGUGCACGACUUGCAGAAAAUCCGGAGGAGACUGGAAAUGGAGAAGGACGAACUCCAGCAAGCUCUUGAGGAUGCAGAAAGUGCUUUAGAGGCCGAAGAAUCAAAGCUUAUGAGAGCCCAAGUCGAAAUCUCACAAAUCCGCGCGGAGAUCGAAAAACGGCUCGCUGAAAAAGAAGAGGAAUUUGAGAACACUAGAAGAAAUCAUCAAAGGGCUCUCGAAUCAUUGCAGGCCAGCUUAGAGACGGAAACUAGAGGACGUGCUGAACUUUUGAGAGUCAAGAAGAAGCUCGAAAGCGACAUAAAUGAGCUUGAGAUCGGCCUUGACCAAGCCAACAGAGCAAAUGCCGACGCUCAAAGAAAUCUCAGAAGUUACCAAGAGAGUGUCCGCGAUCUUCAACUGCAGGUAGAAGAUGAACAACGACAAAAAGCGACCAUGCAAGACCAGGUGACAACAGCUGAACGACGGGUUACGAUAUUGCAGACGGAAAAGGACGAACUCUCUAGAACUAUUGAACAGGUAUGAGGUACCACAUUUAGUUCUUACAAUUUUAGGUGGAACGAGCUCGCCGCCAGGCCGAAUUAGAGCGGGCAGAAGCACAGGAAAGCCUGAACGCAUUGACUGAUGCGAAUGCCAAUUUGGCUGCUAUCCGCCGAAAAUACGAAGCCGAACUACAGGUAGGAUAAUUUAAAUAAUUCCGAGAGCAAUGUUUUAGCAAGCGCAAACCGAGCUCUCCGACGCCUUGAACGAGUUAAACGGAGCAAACGAACAGCUUCGAAAGACAUCCACUGACGCAGCACGUUUGGCUGAGGAGCUUAAGGCUGAGCAAGACCAUUCACAAGCCAUCGACAGACAACGAAAAAAUUUGGAGUUGCAGGUUAAGGACCUACAAGCGCGUCUUGAUGAGGCCGAAAGCCUUGGUCUGAAGGGUGGGAAACGCCAGCUUGCAAAGUUGGAAGGAAGAAUACAGGAGUUGGAGCAAGAGCUUGAACAAGAAAAUCAUCGACAUGCAGAAACGCAAAAGAAUUACCGGAACAAGGAGCGUCGUUGUCGUGAACUGCAAUUUCAGGUGGAAGAGGAUAAAAAAACUCAAGAACGAACAUACGACCUGGUCGAAAAGCUUCAAUCUAAGAUUAAAACAUAUAAGCGACAAGUUGAGGAAGCAGUAGGUUUCUAUUUUAAGGGAAACUUGAUCAAGCCAAGAGUCAGGAAAAACUAUUUUUUUGUAGGAGCAGUUGGCUAAUACGAAUCUCGCCAAGUACAAACAACUUCAGCAUAUGCUUGAGGAUGCUGAAGAGCGGGCUGAUAUGGCUGAGAAUUCUUUAAGCAAGUUCCGUGCCAAGUCGAGAUCAGCCUCUGGACUGGCGUUGAACCGCGGUCUUUCACACUCAGUGGGUUAAUAACAUGUGCUUUUAUUAAUGACUUACAUAUUUACAACGCAAACUCAAUCCACUUGCAGAUGUCAUCCGCUGUUAUCUCAUCCCGAUCGCGUGCUGCAAUCCUGGAAGAGGACUAG